AUGCCGUCUCCACUCUCCACCAACGGCUCUAUUCCCCCCACCGCCCGCUCCACGUUGACCGUUUCAACCAUUAAAACCCUCCCUUCCCUCUCGCCCUUCUCCCCACACCCCCAAUUCCCCAUCUCUCUCCCCCCAAACCGACGCGCACAUCCAUCCAUCCGCUUCGUCCCCGGCCACGGCCCAAACCCUAGAGACCGACAACCGCCGCGCGAGCAGCGAGAGGGGGAGGAGGAAACUGGCGCCAUGAACGACCUCAUGACCAAGUCCUUCAUGAGCUACGUCAACCUGAAGAAGGCGGCCAUGAAGGACCUCGAGGCGGGCGGCGACGAGACCGAGCUCACCCAGGACGGCGGCGGCGGCGCCACCGACGAGCGCCUCAAGGGCUUCUUCAAGGAGGCAGAGGCGGUCCGCGAGGAGAUGGCGGCCAUCCGCGACGCGCUCGCCCGCCUCCAUGCCGCCAACGAGGAGGGCAAGUCGCUGCACCAGCCCGACGCGCUGCGCGCCAUGCGGGUCCGCGUCAACGCCGACAUCGUCGCCGUGCUCGGCCGCGCGCGCGGGAUCCAGCGCGCGCUCGCGGACAUGGACGCCGCCAACGCCGCGUAG
Messenger RNA from Triticum turgidum subsp. durum (durum wheat), 603 nucleotides. The record is from the annotation of a GenBank genome assembly. NCBI's taxonomy places the organism in Eukaryota, Viridiplantae, Streptophyta, Magnoliopsida, Poales, Poaceae.